This is a messenger RNA of Drosophila busckii, 1292 nucleotides long. RefSeq names its product palmitoyltransferase ZDHHC3 (gene Dnz1). Gene Ontology annotation, molecular function: protein-cysteine S-palmitoyltransferase activity. Gene Ontology annotation, cellular component: Golgi apparatus; endoplasmic reticulum. The transcript has 3 exons. The record is from RefSeq and is a predicted model, not a curated record. NCBI's taxonomy places the organism in Eukaryota, Metazoa, Arthropoda, Insecta, Diptera, Drosophilidae. The coding region runs from base 1 to 831 and encodes 276 amino acids. Gene Ontology annotation, biological process: peptidyl-L-cysteine S-palmitoylation; protein targeting to membrane.
AUGAUAUUUAUACGUGAUCCUUGCGGCAUAGCCUGCCUCAUAGUAACCUAUGGAGCUGUGUUUUAUGCCGACUAUGUGGUUAUGCGUUGGAUUAUAUUGACAACAAUGCCUGUUAGCAUUUGGGCGCCCAUACAUGUGGUGCUCUUCAAUACGGUUGUCUUUCUGCUGGGCAUGUCACAUCUAAAAGCUGUCUUCUCAGAUCCUGGCAUCGUGCCCUUGCCAGCCAAUCGCUUGGACUUCUCCGACCUGCAUACAACCAACAGCAACAGCAAUAAGCCGAGCAACGGGCACAGCAACGAGUGGACUGUGUGCACGCGUUGCGAGACUUAUAGGCCGCCCCGAGCACAUCAUUGUAGAAUCUGCAAACGUUGCAUACGCCGCAUGGAUCACCAUUGUCCAUGGAUAAACAAUUGUGUGGGUGAACGCAAUCAGAAAUACUUCCUACAGUUUCUUGUCUAUGUGGGAGUGCUAUCUCUUUACUCUGUGGGGCUAAUACUUGGCUCCUGGGUAUCGCCAUGCACCGAGUGCAGCCAGAAUGUGAUUGAAUCUCAGCUGCGGAUGAUUCACUCGGUUAUAUUGCUGCUAGAGUCGGCGCUCUUUGGACUGUUUGUCACGGCUAUUAUGGUGGAUCAGCUGCAUGCUAUACUCUAUGAUGAGACAGCCGUGGAGGCGAUACAGCAGAAGGGCGCCUAUAGACCCAAUCGUCGUAAGUAUCAGCUCUUGGCGGAUGUUUUUGGACGUGGUCAUCCAGCGCUCUGGCUGCUUCCCUGCGCCAAUUUGAAUCACAAUGCGCGCUACUAUGAUACGCCGCUGCUCAGUCAUGAUGUUUAGAAUUAUAUAUCCAUGUAUAUUUUUUGUCCAUUGAAUUUUGCUUUAUAGGUUAAUAAUAUUGUCAAUGUCAAGACAGUUUACCUUAAAAUGCAAAUGCAAAUUCGCAUUGUUUAUGUUUAUUACAUGCAAUAAUUCCAAUUCGCAAUCAAUGCUUUAAUUUUGUUAAUCGAUAUACUCAACAGCAACUCAAUAUUUUUUUACCGCAAAUCAAAAAGCAGAUAUUUAGCUAUAAAAACUAUAUACAUACAUAUAUAUUGAUAAACAUUAAGGCACCAAUCAGUCAUACCAAACGUAAUUAUAUGUAAUAUCAUUUGUAUUAAUGUCAUAGGUUUUUAUUGUAAACAUACUUCAUUUUCAUGUUUGUAAUUAUUUAUUAGCUGACAUGCUGGCAGUAAAAAUAUUUUUAAUCAAUUGUACCAUACAUAUAUACUUAUGGAGCUCUAUAUAGUAUAAUUGUCAUU